CCCACUCCGAACCGUUUCGCCCAGCAGAGCCGGCAGGUCCCGGUGCCGCGGCCGCGGUGCUCGCCUCCCUGCUCUUCCCGGGCCGUAGCGGGCUCAGGUUUGCCUUAGCUCCGGUCAGUGCCAUGAUCCGGCAGGAGCUCUCCACAUCCUACCAGGAGCUGAGUGAGGAGUUGGAUCAGGUGGUUGAGAACUCAGAGCAGGCGGACGAGCAGGAAAAGGAGACAGCCAGAGUCCAAGGUGCAGGAAUCUUACCAGCCCUGGACAGCGAGUCCGCCUCCAGCAGCAUCCGCUUCAGCAAGGCCUGCCUGAAGAACGUCUUCUCGGUGCUGCUCAUCUUCAUCUACCUGCUGCUCAUGGCCGUGGCCGUCUUCCUGGUCUACCAGACCAUCACGGACUUCCGUGAGAAACUCAAGCACCCCGUCAUGUCAGUGUCUUACAAGGAGGUGGAUCGCUACGACGCCCCAGGUAUUGCCCUGUACCCUGGGCAGGCUCAGUUGCUCAGCUGUAAGCACCAUUACGAGGUCAUUCCCCCUCUGAGGAGCCCUGGCCAGCCAGGAGACAUGAACUGCAUCACCCAGAAGAUCAACUACACAGACCCUUUCUCCAAUCAGACCGUGAAGUCCGCCCUGGUCGUGCAGGGGCCCCGUGAAGUGAAGAAGCGGGAGCUGGUCUUCCUCCAGUUCCGCCUGAACAAGAGUAGCGAGGACUUCAGCGCCAUCGAUUACCUCCUCUUCUCUUCUUUCCAGGAGUUCCUGCAAAGCCCAGACAGGGUGGGCUUCAUGCAGGCCUGUGAGAGCGCCUAUUCCAGCUGGAAGUUCUCUGGGGGCUUCCGCACGUGGGUCAAGAUGUCCCUGGUGAAGACCAAGGAGGAGGACGGGCGGGAAGCAGUGGAGUUCCGGCAGGAGACGAGCGUGGUUAACUACAAUGACCAGAGGCCAGCUGCCGAAAAAAGUGCUCAGUUGUUUUUUGUGGUCUUCGAGUGGAAAGACCCCUUCAUCCAGAAAGUCCAAGAUAUAAUCACUGCCAAUCCUUGGAACACAAUCGCUCUUCUCUGUGGGGCCUUCUUGGCAUUAUUUAAAGCAGCAGAGUUUGCCAAACUGAGUGUGAAAUGGAUGAUCAAAAUUAGGAAGAGAUACCUUAAAAGAAGAGGUCAGGCAACGAACCACAUAAGCUGAAGUUGCCUGUGUGGUUCACAGAACCGCCUCCGUCGAUGGAAGUCUUCAUCGCUUCCGCUUUGAUGGACCGAGUACCAGCAAUCCUGUACUCACUCGAGGAACCUGCCUGCUGGGAGGGACAGCCUGUCAAACCGCAGCUUCUCACCUGGCACCAAAAGAGGCUGUUUCGAGCCUAACGGAACAGAUCCAACGAAUAACCGAAAAAUUAUUUAAGUAUUUAAAUUAUUAAUGAACAUUUUUGACAUACGACGUAUGAAUGGGGUUUGUGGAAGAUGGAAUUAGAUACAUAUCAAGUUUCCAAAGCUUUGUGAAAGCUGCCUUUCCUCUUAUUUGGUUUGGUGUAUAGUGAAGCUCUAACAGGAUAAUUAAGGGUCUGUUUUUUACCUUAGGUUUUUCCCCUGAGGUUUUUAAAGUCAACGGAAGAGAGUGAUUUUUUCCCCCCAAAUCCUGAUCCUCCGGAUGUGUAGGUCGUGUUGGAAACCUGUGCACUGUACACAAAGGCAAAAGCCCCGUGUCUCUGGCAUCAUCUGCCGUUUACAUUGUCCAGCCUCUGACAAGCUCUCUCAUUUGUAAAAUAUUAAAGGAGUCUUUUUUAAAGCUACUAGGAACUAGUAAGUAGAUUUCUUGUGGACUGACUGGCCACCUACCUGUCUGGCUGGAAUAUUUGUUGACGCAGGUCUAAGAGGUGAGAGUGAUUAACACACAAAAGGACUGGGACAUAUGUACAUAGUAGGUGCCUACUCAGUGUAUUUUGAUGAUUCCAUUAGCUAGUAAAUAAAAGUUAGGUUAAUACAAAAGGAAUCGGUGUGCCAGUCUGAAUAUCUGCUAAAUCACUAGGCACCGGUACGUUUCCAUUCUCUGACUCCAAAUAAAAGGCAGCGUGAGCCUGGGCUCCUGACACAGCUGGAUCUGGACUCCAAGGUAUGUCCUGACUGCGUCCAGGGAAGGGUAGGGUGGGCAUGGCGACUGAUGGCGGAUGAUCAGGAAGAGUCACGGAUCGAGCCCUGUGAACUGUCCUGUAAAACCACCCAUCUGAGAAAGGGGCACUCGUAUGGCCCUAAAAGGCCUCGGCCUCGGCCUAUGACAGAGAUGACUGCCCUCUGGGUAUUUUUCACAUGGCAGCCAUCGGCUGAUUUAAGGUUAUGAAAAUUGUUUCUGUAAUUUUAAAUUAUUUACAUGCCCUUUGCACCCAAAGAGGACUUGGCAGCAUUUUCUGAAUUUCAUAACCUGGCUUUAGGUAAUUCAAAGAGAAAGAUUCAAAUAUAUGAGUAGGGCAUUUUUAUCUCAUGUCUAACUUAGCAGCAAGAAACUUGUGUUUUUUGGUUGAAAUAUUAAAAGUGAACUUGUGUAAAUAAAUAUUCCCUGCUACUUUU
Equus caballus (horse) is the source of this 2548-nucleotide messenger RNA. It is a transcript of the gene PACC1, whose product is annotated as proton activated chloride channel 1. Gene Ontology annotation, cellular component: cell surface. The record is from RefSeq and is a predicted model, not a curated record. Lineage: Eukaryota; Metazoa; Chordata; Mammalia; Perissodactyla; Equidae.